AGCUCGGCAUUUUCUCCGGUCUGCGCGUUGACCUGCGCCUAUAUAAUAAUCGGUGUGGCCCAGAAUCUAGCGUUGCAGCCAGCCCAUCCCUGCAAUCCGAGUGAUCUGCACUCGCGAGGCCGAAGACCCGGAGAUAAAUAAUAAUUCCAUUCUUCCCCUCCUUGUCAGAUUCUUGACAUUCUCCAAAUCGUGUCUUGUGAAGUUGGCUAUUGCGUAAAGCAUGGGUUUGUUCAACAUGAACUCGGAGAAGCUUGACGUAGAGCCUAAGGGCCCUACACAAGCCUUCGAUCCUUCUUCCGAUGAUGAUCAAGAACUGCCGCGGCUCACGAACACCACCGAGCGCAAGUUGAUGGCAAAGAUUGAUUGGCACAUCUUGCCAUGCUUGUGUGUUCUGUAUCUGCUUGCCUUUUUGGACCGGGUGAACAUCAGUAAUGCCGCUAUUCUUGGACUCAAGUCUGAGCUGGGCCUGACAACCGGAACGAAAUAUAACACUGCAUUGACGAUUUUCUUCGUGCCGUAUAUUCUUCUCGAAAUCCCGUCUAAUAUCUUGCUCAAGAAGUUCAAGCCCCAUGUUUGGUUGUCGCUUUGCAUGUUUGGAUUUGGUCUCGUGAUGAUCUGCCAGGGCUUGGUAUCGAGCUGGGGUGGAUUGAUGACUACUCGAUUCUUUUUGGGAGUGUUUGAGACGGGCAUGUUCCCAGGAUGCUUCUACCUGAUGGGCAUGUGGUACAAGCGAAGUGAAGCCCAGAAACGGUUCAGUUUCUUCUUCAGCUCCACCACGCUUGCCGGUGCUUUCGGCGGCCUGUUGGCAUACGGACUGGGACAGAUGAGCGGUGUUCGUGGCUACCUGGGCUGGCGCUGGGUGUUCAUCAUCGAGGGUGUCAUUACCUGUGUGUUUUCGAUCGCUUGGUUUUUUGUGUUGCCCGACUUCCCCGAGGAUGUCAAGUGGUUGACCGAGGAAGAACGCGAGUAUGUGCGCGCGAAGCUGGCAAAGGAUGCCGGCAAGUCGGGUCACCAAGUGAAGAUGGGCUGGGCUGAGGUCUGGGGUGUCCUCAAGGAUUACAAGGUUAUUAUCGGAGGUUUCAUGUACUUUGGUCUCAUCGUCCCCGCAUACGGAUAUGCGUACUUUGCGCCCUCGAUUAUCCAAAGCUAUGGAUAUUCCCCGGUCAAAACCCAAUUGUACUCCAUCCCACCAUGGGCGGCAGCCUUUGUAUUCUCCUUGAUCAUUGCGUAUUUCUCUGAUCGCUUGAGAUUCCGGUUUGCAUUCACCGUUAUCCCCAUCUGUAUCGCCAUCGCCGGAUUUGCCAUGCUAUACAGCAUCCACGGCAAGGAGCAUCGGGCAGCCGAGUACGGCGCGUUGUUCCUGGUCACUUCUGGUGCUUACAGUGCCAUGCCUGUUAUUGUCUGUUGGUUUUCAAUGAACCUGGGUGGUCACCAUCGUCGCAGCGUGGGAUCAGCCUGGCAAAUUGGAUUCGGUAACAUUGGUGGCAUUAUCGCCACCUACUCUUUCCUGAGCAAGGAGGCGCCAUACUACAGAACCGGAUUCAGCAUCUGCAUCUCCUUCUGCUGUCUGUCUAUUCUCGCCUGUGUUGUCUAUGGUAUCGCACUGGUAUAUGAGAACCGGAAACGCCAGAACGCGCCGCUUCCAUCGUCUUCGGAGGAGGAAGAGUACCUCGGUGAUCUGGCCCCGACCUUCCGGUAUCAGCUCUAGUAGAUGUCAUUGAGUCGGAACCAAUAAUGGUCCAAGGACUUCCCACGGUCGAGGUGAACCUUCCCUCUUCAGUGGCAAGACCUGGGGUAUUAUUGCCAUCCACGAUAUCUGAGCUACGAAGCUCUCGAUCACGAAUGUUCUGAACAUACAUCCAUCAUAUAGGACCUAUUUAAUACACAAGUAUUCCUUUGCAUUGACUUGCGAUAGACCAUAUUUUUUAUUCCACAAUUCCUCUAGAUUUGACAGAGAAAACUAUCUGGCUGUGCCAUUCUUGCUCAUUC
Penicillium subrubescens is the source of this 1989-nucleotide messenger RNA. RefSeq names its product putative MFS transporter. The transcript has 8 exons. NCBI's taxonomy places the organism in Eukaryota, Fungi, Ascomycota, Eurotiomycetes, Eurotiales, Aspergillaceae. Gene Ontology annotation, biological process: transmembrane transport. The record is from RefSeq and is a predicted model, not a curated record. Gene Ontology annotation, cellular component: plasma membrane. Gene Ontology annotation, molecular function: transmembrane transporter activity. Bases 221 to 1708 code for a protein of 495 amino acids.